AUGAACAGAGCUCUGGAGGUUGCAAAUAUCACCUACUUCCUGUAUGGUAGCAGUCUUCUGGGCUCCUUCCGGCACCAUGGUCAGGUGCCGUGGGAUGAUAGUUUUUCUGUUAUGGUCAACGGUUCUCAGCGUCGUCUUGUGGAUCAUACUCUACGCAGUUUCGACUUCAGCUUUGACUUGUAUGCGCCGGAGAAAAGCGAGCGGAAACCGUGGAGAUAUUUUCACAAGAUUAUCGGCCGGACAAGCCUCCCCCAACACCCGUACGGAUGGCCGAACGUGGCGAUAUAUUUCUUUGCCGAGAACGCCACACACAUUUGGAAUGAAUUUUCCGAGCCAGGUCAAAAGUCAGUCUACCGCAAGGAUAAAGUGUUCCCCCUCCGGCAACGACCUUUCUCAUCGUUACGUCUCUACACGCCAUGCGACCCUCGUCACAUGAUCGACGAUCACGAACUGGAGGAAUGUCGCUCGAGCAGGAGGUGGCAUAAAUUUGAACGGCCUCUCCCCACAGAUACCUGGCUGAGUAUUCCAUGGAUAUACACUUUCUUCCUCUCUUUGGUUUUCUUCUUCUUUUCUUCUUCUUUACACAAUUCAACUUGUAACAGAGAUAUACACUUUCUUCCUCUCUCUGGUUUUCUUUUUUCUUUCUUUCUUCUUCUUUACACAAUUCAACUUAUAACAGAGAUAAAUACUUUCUUCCUCUCUGGUUUUCUCUUUUCUUCAAACGCAGGCUGUAUUCUCAGCGUACAAAUUUCUCUGCGUCUUCAAUUUGGGGUUAUCGAACAGAAAUACUUGCUCCUAUAUUUCUUGUCCGGAGUUGCCUGGGAUGAAUCGGACAAGUUCCAUCAUUAUCUAUUAUUAUGA
Molecule: messenger RNA, 861 nt
Organism: Acanthosepion pharaonis
Lineage: Eukaryota; Metazoa; Mollusca; Cephalopoda; Sepiida; Sepiidae
Source: the annotation of a GenBank genome assembly